Armigeres subalbatus is the source of this 660-nucleotide messenger RNA. RefSeq lists its product as uncharacterized. The record is from RefSeq and is a predicted model, not a curated record. The transcript has a single exon. NCBI's taxonomy places the organism in Eukaryota, Metazoa, Arthropoda, Insecta, Diptera, Culicidae. The coding region runs from base 1 to 660 and encodes 219 amino acids.
AUGUCUGAGAAGAAAAUUAAGGAAAAGGUAAAGAGGCGGGAGCGCAUUAUCGCAUCUUUAAAGCGACAUGAGCCAUUUUUGGGUGGUUUCAACCCCGAAAUACAUACGGGAGAAGUUCAAUCGAGGCUGGAUAAAAUUGAGGCAAAGUUUGAAGAGUUUGAGGAAGUGCAGGAAGAAAUUGCUGAGCUGGACGCUGAGGGUAACUACGAGGAGGAAUGCAACGAGUCAUAUAAGGAGUUCGAGAAACUUUACUAUCGUCUACGGGCUGCACUGUUGUCAAAACUCACACCAGAGCCUGCAGUUGCAGAGUUAAACAACACGCGGAAUGGUCAAGCAUUAGGAGUGCAUACUGGAGUUCGUCUACCUCAGAUUUCACUACCGGAAUUCGAUGGCGACUAUAAAGGAUGGCUGUCGUUCAAAUCAACAUACGUGUCGCUGAUCCAUGAGUCGGUGGAGCUGAGUGAUGUACAGAAGUUCCACUAUCUUAAGUCAGCACUUAGAGGGGAAGCAGCCAAACUCAUCGAAUCGCUCACGUUAACCAACGAAAAUUACAUCAUCGCGUGGGAUACGAUCAUAAAGCGGUAUUCGAAUGAGUAUCUUCUGAAGAAAAGGCAUCUGCAAGCUCUGAUGGAGUACCCGAAGGUGGAUAAGGAGUCGUAG